Molecule: messenger RNA, 5043 nt
Organism: Besnoitia besnoiti
Lineage: Eukaryota; Apicomplexa; Conoidasida; Eucoccidiorida; Sarcocystidae
Exons: 9
Coding region: 1-5043 (1680 amino acids)
Biological process (GO): peptidyl-arginine methylation
Cellular component (GO): nucleus
Molecular function (GO): protein-arginine N-methyltransferase activity
Source: RefSeq, a predicted model, not a curated record
AUGGAGCCCCAGCGGCUGGCGCAGCUCUUGGCUUCUGGGCAGGCGGCGCUGAGGCGAGAGAGCGAGCCGGAAAGCGCCGCCCUUCUGCAAAAUGAAGAGAGACAGGCUCUCCAGAGGCGCUGGACCGCGCGCAUCAGCCAGUUCCUGCAGGGGCAGCGCGCGAGGCACGCCGAGACCCCGGAGCCCAGCCGCGAGGGCGCACCGGUCCCCUUCUCGGCGUACACUGGGCGAGACGCCCUGACAGCAUCUCACGCAGACCACGCAGAGGGGGGCGCCCGUGCGCGGCUCUCUGGGGGCGGCGGAGACCCGAGAGGGUCUGCAGCCCCACUUUCUUUUCCGCCUCCUCGACUGGCGGCCGCGUCGGCCUCGCCGUCUCCGGCGCCGCUGUUGCCGAGCGGGCGCAGAGAGACGCCGGAGGCAGCCUUCCCCGCGAAGGCUGCUGAGUUGCAGAAUUUGCUUCAUUUUUUCCACGAUCUGUCUGACCACGCAGGCCGCCUAGUUGCUCGGGCAAGGGAGCCCCCUCAGCAGCGCCCCCACGCGCAGCUCUCAGACCACGCCGCGGCGGCGCCCUCGUUUGCCUCUCCCUUGCCGCCGACCUCCCGCGCGGCUCUUUCUGCGUCUUCUUCGUCUGCGUCUGCAGGCGCUGUCGCGCCCGCCCAGCCCAUCGGAUGCGGGGAGACGGCGUCGCGCGCGCGAGGGGAACGCGAGGAGUUCUUCGCGCUCGAGCGCGCCUGCCAUGCAGGCGCCGCGCCCCCGGGGGUUCAGGCGCCAGGAGCGGGUCUGGCCUCGGCGCCGCCCCCGGCGGCCGCGCCGAGGCCCGCGUCGCGAGGCUCGUCCUACGCGCCUUCGGAGUCCCUCGCGCACAACGGAGGGUCCCCUUCGCUUCUUCCCCGUCGACCGGCUCCCAUCUGGCCUGCGCCGGCUUCGGCCGGGUCUCUGGCGGCUUCAGGGAGUCCAAGCGUUUCGCUCUCAGCCGUUCGCCCCUCCCUCCUCCACGCACAGGCGUCGCUGCUUGUGCCCGGAGCGCCGGGCGCGUGGAGCGCUGGAUCCCCGCCCGGGGCGGCGUUCGCCGGGGGGGACCGUCCGCCCCGUAUGCGAGCCCGUUUCCUUCUCAUGACGAGAGACGCAAGAUGUCUCGCGCCGACGGCGUGCAUCGCUUCCUCGCCGCGCAUCCGCUUCGCGCUUCUCCCUUCUCCGGCGAUGCACAACACACACUCUCGCAGUCGACGGGCGGCGACUGGGGCGACGGCGCGCGGACUGGUGCUGCUGCGUCGCCUCCCUCUGCGCCUCCGCACGCCCUUUCUGCGUCGCCUCUCCCACUCGGCUACAGCGGCGGGCCCGACAGCGAGCCGAGUCUGCGGACUCGUCUCUGUCGCCCUCCGCGCAGGCGUUUCGCUUCUCGUCCCCGGCGGCCUCUCAGCCUGCGGAGGAGCUCCCGGCGGCGGAGCGCGCUGCAGGGGUGCGAAGGGCUGCGCCGCCGGCGGGGGGGCCGCGGCCUCGCCCCUCUACGGCGUCGCCGGACCCGCACGGACGGGAGACAAGAGGCCGUGGAGUGAUGGGGCGGCGCAGGCGCGAGACGAGCGAAGGAAGCGGAGGCGGAAAGGCAAGAAUGCGGUCGAGGAGGACCCUGAGAAGGAGAGCGACAGCGGCGCGUGGCCCAGAGGCCUUCUAGGGCGCGAGGAGGGCGCGACGCCUGACAAAGAGCAGGCCAAGAAACAAAGGGAAGAUGACGAGCUGCGACGGACAAAGGAAGAGAGACGGGAAAAGCGGGAACGGCGGCGCAUGCAGCGACGCGAGAGGCGGGCUCGCAGACGCGCGCGGCGGGACCUGGUGCGGCUCAUGCGCCGGCAGUUCAUAAAGAAGAAGCAGGAAGAAGAGGAACGGAGGCGCCGGGAGGCAGAGGAAGACGAAGAAGAGGAAGACGAGGAGGCAAAGAGUGAAGAGAAACGCGAAAACGAAGACCGCGGAAAGACGGCCCUGAAGCCGCGGCCGGCUGCAAGGAGGUCGCGGACGGCGAAAAGAGGAAGGGCUCUCAAGAAAACGCAGAAGAAUCAGCAUGGCGAGCCGACACAUGCCAAAGAAGAAGAUGAGGAAGCUGCGGAGCAGGAGGGGGAAAGCGACCAAGAGGCGGAAGGGAAGGAAAAACGCGGGCAGGGGAGUGACAAGCCAGAAGAAGAGGAGGACGACUUUGAAUCGCAGAUGGAGCUAAUCGAGAGAAAACUGCAAAAACGCCUCAAGCAGCUCUCAACAGGGACCGUCAUGGUUCAGCGAGGCUCUCGGCAUCGCGAAGGAGAUUACGCACCUGGGAUGUCGCUCCAGAGGAAACUCGACUAUCUCGUUCAGCACAGCAUCGCCUGUCCCACGCUGCCCAACAGCGCCCCGCUGUCUAACGCGUACACGAUCACGUCCCGCUUCAAGGAGACGAAUCACUCCUCGAUGCUGGGAGACGCCGCGCGGAUGAACCUGUACAGAAUCGCGAUAGAAACGCAGAUUCGCAGACUGCACGCGAUCCGCAGGACAGCCAACGGGCACCGCAUUCUCGAAAUCGGGUGCGGGCCCUUUUGUGUGCUCAGCAUCAACGCGGCGCGCGCCGGCGCGAAGGAGAUCGUGGCGCUGGAGGUGGCGCGGCGCGCGGCGAUGGACGCGCAGGCCUUCGUUCGCAUGUACGGAUUUGGCGAAGUCAUCAAAGUUGUAAACGCGUACUCGAAGGAGUGCGCAUUCCGCUGCAGUGCACCCCGUCCAGGCGCGACCGCGACGCCGGGCCUGCCCUCCUCCUCCGCUCGCUCGCCGUCGCCUGAGGCCGCCUGCGAAGAGACGCAGACGCGGGCUGUGCGGGCGGCGGGCCCUGGGGCGAAGGGCGAGCCGAGCGCCCUAGAGGAGCGCAGCACGAGCAGCGGGAGGUCCUCGCCCUCCGGCGAGACCUUCGUCGCAGGGCACGCCCCCACGAAGGCGGAGAGCGGAGAAGACGCGCAUCGGUCCGCCGCGACGACGCCCGCCGGCCUCGAGGCCAAGGCACACGUGGCCCCCGGGACCGCGGAGGGGCUACAGGGCCCCUCCGCGGGGGCCUCUUCGCCUCCGCCCUCAGACGCGCAGCCUGCAGCGGAUGGCGAAUGCGGGCGCGCGGGGAGCCAGCAAGGAGGGCGUAGCGAGACGGGCGUAGCAGAGCAAGAAGGCCACGGGCCUUUCGACUUGAUCAUCCACGAAAUCAUCGGCGACAUCUGCAGCAACGAGGGCGUCGCCGACGUCGUGGAUGACAUACAGACUCGCACAGGACGCAUCCCGGCCUCGGUGCCCUACGCGGCGCGGACGUGGUUUACCCCUUGCGAGUUGCCGCGGCCCCGGAAUAUCAUCUUCCCCCAUCACAGAUAUCCGCUGCGGACGCUUCUCUCUCCGAACCGCGUGCUGUUGCAGUCCGUCGACGUGCAGUUCGCAUCGCUGCGCCUGAGCGACCGCUUCGCGCCGCUCGAAGAGCUCUUGUUUGAAGAGCGGAUGAGGCCGCAGCUGCUUCAAAGGCGAGAAGCGAGAUUCAACUGCCUCCGGAGCGGCAAGCUGUGCGGACUGCUGCUGUGCAACGAAGUCGAGGUGAUGAAGGGCGUCUCGAUUGACAACCGCGAGAGUGCGGCGACCAGUCACUGGUACACGAACGUCGCGCUGCUAAAGCGCGAGGUGCGCGUCCGCAAAGGCGACGUCGUUGUCGUUCACUCCUGUGCCGACCUCACCAACUACCAGCACGUGGACGUCCGCGAGGGCAUGGCGCUAGCAGAGGUGGACGACAUUCCCGCCGCCGUGCGUGCGGGGAAGGUUCUGGCUCCGCCUAGCCCCGCGGGGGGGAGAGGCAAGGCGCCGACUUCGCCUGCGGCCUCGGCGGCGGCAGCCGCGGGGAAGGGCACGUGGUCUGGGCCGGCCUGCGGGGGGCGGCGAGCUCGAUCGGGAGGGGCGAGUGGCGGCGGCGCGUCUUCCGUAGAGUGUCUGACCGGCUCUGCCUCGGCGGAGGCUGACCAGCCGCAGGAAUGUCCUGCAGAUGAUGGCGCGCACGAAGAAACAGGGAGCGACUGCACGAGCCCGAACGGGGACGCCGCCGCGCGCGCCCCGGCAACAGGCAGAAGGGUGCACCGCGCGGCGGCGGCGGCUGGCUCUCAGCGCGGCGCAGAGGACGCAGACGAAGCGGAUGCAGCGGGGCCGCAGGAGACGGAGGGAGCGAGGAGGGGCGCGGACGCGGCUCCCGAGUCGUCGCCGAAGGACGAGAACGGCGAAGACGCGCGGUUCCAGGGCGGCGCCGCUGUAGACGACCCUCUCCCGUUUCCUGCCUGCUUCGGGUCUGCGACGCCGGAAUGCCAGGAGGCGUCGAGCGCCGCAGAGAGCGGCUACGCGCGCCACUACUUGUCCAGGCCGCGGUACUGUUUCUUUGUGGAGAUCCACCGCCGAGUUCGCCGAAGAAACCGGAGCCCGUUUCUGUAUUUCCGUCAGCUGGGCAAGCCCGAGGGAAAGCGAGGCGAAGGAGCGGACGAGGACGGGCGCGGGGGUCCCGGCAGCAGCCGGUGGAGGGCCCUGCUCGAAAGCGAAAGUGAGACGUCAACCAGCGAUGACGAGGCCGGGACCGAUCUCUCGGAGUCGGAGGUAUCGAGUGAAGAGGAGAGUGAGAGCAGCGACAGCGAGGAAGAAGACGAAGUAGAAGAAGCCCUAACAGCCAGCGCGAGGAAGGCGGAUGGCGUCGAUGAGGGCGCAGACCGUCAGGUGCCCAGCAGCGAAGGAUCCGACGACCGCGAGGGAGGGAAACGUAGGGGCACGGCCGGGCGCGGGGGAGGCAGAGCCCAGGAGAACGGGGAAGGCGAGACAAAGAGUGGGCGGGACGCAGGCGAGCGGGGAGAGGCAGUUUGCAGGAGCCAGAGCAUGAACGCUGACACAACGGAAAACGAAAAAGCCAGACGGAAAGAGAAGCAGUUCAGAAUUCGGCGGCUUCCUCUCAUCGUGAUUGAUUUCAACGAACAGUCUCCAUUCGUCGAUAAGGCGGUAAGUCUUCACAACUGCUCCGGUGGCGCCUAG